UCAUCAAAUAUUAACCUUUAUAAUCAGUACCGUACAUUCAACAUAUCGCCAUCUGUUGGUAAGAACGCGACAGGAAGUACAGUUCUCAGAAAUAAUUUUGUGAAAUAUUGCCAUUUCUGAACCAUAUUUAUUCAGCUGUCAUAGCUAUUAAAAAUGGGCAAUUCAAUAAAACCUCACAUUCAGAAUGCAGAAAAAACUGGCGUAUGUCAGCUGUGUAAUAUGGGCCUAACAGAGUUCCCUGGAGACCUGCUAAGAUUAGUGUCCAAUCUACGAACAUUGGACCUCUCAGACAACAAACUGCCUUCUCUUCCUCCAGCUAUUGGUACAUUUCAGCACUUAAGAAGCUUCACAGCUAAUUCAAAUAGACUUGCUCACUUUCCGGAAGAGUUCUUUACAUUAAAGAAGCUUGAUACACUGUACUUGUGUGGAAACCGUUUGACGUGUAUCCCAUCAUCAAUCACUACACUAUCCUCUCUAAAAGCUCUUCAUCUAUCUGGCAAUCAGAUCAAGAACUUUCCUACGGACAUAGGGGCUCUUAGACAUCUAGAUGUGCUGGAUCUAUCGAAGAACCUCAUUACAGAGUUACCUGAUGGCUGUCAGACUAUCCAAACUAUUGAAAUCAAUCUCAACCAAAAUCAGAUCUCAACGAUAUCUGAGUGUGUAUCCCAGUGCCCUAGACUGAAGGUGUUGAGAUUAGAAGAGAAUUGUCUUCACAUCAAUGCUCUACCAACCAAGUUACUCACAGACUCACAUGUCUCGCUACUAGCUCUUGAUGGAAACCUCUUUGAGAUGAAAAAGUUCCAGGAGAUUGACGGAUAUGAAAAGUACAUGGAGCGAUACACAGCAGCUAAGAAGAAGAUGUUUUGAUGUGAGGUACCGGUGGGCUGAUGCUGUAUGUAAAACAGUCUUCAUGUAAGACAAGCUAACGCUGCAAAUAAAUGAACUUAAUGAAGUGGAAGCAUUCUUGAGUGUAGACUACAUGUAUGGUGCCAUUAAGGGUUGAAUACAGGGAUGCAAGUGUUCUUAUAGAUGGGUAUUGCAUCUCAGUUAACUCACAUCGUACUCCUCAUCUAUGAAUACUGAAGCGCAUCAGUAGAUGUUCAUUCCACUGCUGUGGCCCACUAUUACAUCCAGGAUUUCUUGAAGAACUUUCAACUUAGCUCAUAAGAAGAUUCUAUAGUGAGAACUUUCCUUUUGGAGCUGGUUUUAUUUGAAGACGAAAUAGUUUGUACAUUGCAUUUAAGACAUAUCAGUCCUUAACAAGAAAUCUUUAUCCAAAAGAUUGACUUUUGGCUGAAAUUCUGAGCUCUGUUCUUAAUAAUGCAACAUUCAAACCUCUUCUAGCCUACAGAUAACAAUGGUAGAAGGCACGGUGAAACCAGAGGAGGUUAUAGGGUAAUAAUCGGGGCAGCGCCUUGAGUGUCACAACGUGACGGACAUGUGCGGUAUAUAAGAAGACACCAUUCUUAUUAUUAUUAUUAUAGUGGUCAUCUGAGGGCUAUGUCUCCUGAGAGUGUUGGUUUGAAAGAUUCUUAAUCCUAACAUUGCAUAAAAGACAUGGUUGCAAUAUGCACUUUAUAACUAUGGCAUGUUAUUAUUGUUAUUAACUUUUUGAUUGUUUUUUUUUUUAUCCUGAGUAAAAUCAAGCUCAGUGAUGGAGAGAGAAAAGUGAAAGAUUCUUGUUUUUGGAGAUGCUUCUGCUGUACUUAAUACUUUCAGUUAUGCAGUGGUAUCUAUCACACCUUUUUUUUGGGGGGGGGGGGAGAGGGGACAAAGUCUUCUUGAAAUAAAAAAAGUGUUUUCAUCAAUUAUAAAUCAUGAAAUAAUAAUAUAUAUCAAGAUGUACAGUUGUACACUAGAAAACAAGACUUUGAUUAAAUGAUACAAGCUUGAUGGCGCCAUAGAGGAUAAUCACUGGUCAGAUUUCUUUGGCUUGGUUCCCUUCUAUGCAUGUAUGUAUGUGGGUAGGUUGCUUGAGGAUAAUAUAAACAAUAGGAUAAACACAAACAGAAUAUACCCUUAUAUGGCUUGUUAGGUUCAUCAAUAUGUUGGAUAUAUUGAAAUCAAGGUUUUCUACUGUUCAAGUUGUGUAAGCUAAAACUACAGCUAAGGAGAUUAAGGAGCUAUAAUAGUGUUAUCACCUCAGUAUGUUGAAGUGUAGAAGAUAUGAUAUGGUGUUGGUGAUACUUACCCUCUAUGCAAAAAGCCCUGUCUUGCCCAACAUCUUACACUGAGCACAAAAAAAAAUAGUUUGCAGUUAUGCCUAACAUAUGUUGACGGGCAUUUGGCAGUCCCAUAAGAACUAAUCCAGUUAUAAAUGUUGGCAGUGAUAUGCAAACAUCCCUUGCAAAGGAUCAGGAGUGUUCUUUCAUCAAAUUGAUUCUAUUUUACAGGAUUAUGAAUUUAUGACUAUGUUUGACAUCAAUUUGAUCUCUUCAACUUCACAGCUAGGCCAUAUUCUGAAAGUAUUGUAUUUUUAUUGACCACAAGAAAAUGAGUGAAGUUAUACAAAGUUUACUGUCCUUAUUGCUCUGUUGGUGCACAGCUCACUGAUCAUCAUGUAGAUCCUUAUAUUAUGAGCAUACAGCAUUCUCCUGGGUUCAGCAAAGAUCAAAUAGAGUUUAUAUUCUGCAGACCAUCAUCUGUAUUCCAAAUGUUUUUCCUCUAGUGAUGGGUCUAUGUGAAUUAUUCCUCUUUUUUUCUUCAAUCUGUCCCUCUCUUGAUUCUCAUGAUUCUCAUGUCUUCUAUCUGUCUCCUUUUGUGUCUUUAUUCUCUCUCUCUCUCUCUCUCUCUCUCUCUCUCUCAAUGACAUGUGUGCCGUUUAUUCAUCUUUCUCCCUCACACUUUGUUUUAAUAUGUACCCUUUCUCCCCCUCUCUCUCCCCUUCUCUCUCUCUCUCUCUCUCUCUCUCUCUGUCUCUGUCUCUCUCUCUCUCUCUUUAACUAUCUUUUACUUUCCCAUUUCGGGGUCUUAUGUUCUCACAAUAUAUCCACAAUAUUUUCACCUAAUUUAUGUAUUAGCAUUUGCUAAUUUAGAAUCAUAUACAUUUUAUUUUUGCAUUUUAUAUACAUUUAUCUACAUUUCACGGACUUGUUACAUAAUAUUAGUGAUUAUUAUGAUAUAGAAAUUAUACUUGUACAGUCUGUAUUAAUUAAUUCAACAAAAAGAAGAGGAAAAAAUAUUCCAUUUACCUUCUUUUAUAUAUUCUGAAUGAUUCAAUAACCCUGUGCAAUAAUAGUGCACUCUUGUCUAUUUAAAUUGUGUAUGAUGUGUUUGUAUAGUUUUACAUGUACAUGUGUUUGUUAUAUGUACAUGGAUAUGUAUUAUUUCCAUUUCACAUAUUCUGUAUGCACCUGUGAUAACCGUAAUACAUGUAUUAAAAUAAAACUUGGAAAAUGUAA
Messenger RNA from Strongylocentrotus purpuratus (purple sea urchin), 3401 nucleotides. It is a transcript of the gene lrrc57, whose product is annotated as leucine-rich repeat-containing protein 57. NCBI's taxonomy places the organism in Eukaryota, Metazoa, Echinodermata, Echinoidea, Camarodonta, Strongylocentrotidae. The coding region runs from base 154 to 867 and encodes 237 amino acids. The transcript is spliced from 5 exons. The record is from RefSeq and is a predicted model, not a curated record. Gene Ontology annotation, molecular function: protein binding.